Rotaria sp. Silwood1 is the source of this 1164-nucleotide messenger RNA. NCBI's taxonomy places the organism in Eukaryota, Metazoa, Rotifera, Eurotatoria, Philodinida, Philodinidae. The record is from the annotation of a GenBank genome assembly.
AUGGAAGGACAUAAAAUAAAAACCAAAUCAAAAUUUAAAGUACGUCAUCAAAAACAUAAAUUAUUUCGUGCAAAUGAUCCAUUACUUUCUGUACUUAUGUGGGGUGUCAAUUUCACUAUUCAUGAAUUAGAAAAUGUUAAUAUACCAGUUAUGCUUUUACCAGAACAUUUCAAAGCUUGUGUUAAAAUUCGUAUUGAUAAUCAAAAUUUUAACAAAGAAGUAAUGCCAAGUCAUUUCAAAGUAAAAGAAUAUUGCCCACUUGUAUUUCGAGCUUUUCGUGAACAUUGGAAAGUACAUGAUAGUAGUUUUCGAGAUUCACUUACUGAACCACCAAUACCAUUAAGUGAAACAUCAAAAUCUAAUAUAACCUAUUAUCAAUCAAUGGAUCGUCGUUUUAUACUUAAAUGCAUUUCAAAAGAAGAUGUCGAACAAAUUCAUAAUAUUUUACCAGAAUAUCAUAGAUAUAUUGUUGAAAGUCAAGGUGAUACAUUACUUCCUCAUUAUUAUGCCAUGUACAGAUUAACAGUUGAUGAUAAAGAAAAUUAUAUAUUAGUUAUGCGUAAUAUAUUUUCAAGUAAAUUAAAAAUUCAUCAUAAAUAUGAUGUUAAAGGUUCAACUGUUGAUCGAAGUGCAACCGAUAAAGAAAAAUUAAAUCCAUGUCCAACAUUAAAAGAUAAUGAUUUUUUAGAAAACAAAGGAGUUAUUGAUUUAGGUUUUGAACAAAAACAAAUUUUUAUGGAAAGACUUAAACGUGAUGUUAAUUUUCUUGUGAAUCAACAUAAAAUGGGUUAUUCAUUAUUGAUUGGUAUUCAUGAUCUUGAUCAAGGUGGUUUAGAACGUGAAAAACGAGCAUCAGUUGUAGAUAUGAAUACAUCUGAUUUAUCUGGUAAUGAUUCAUCCGAUGGAUCAGAAAGUCCAACACAAAUAGGUGAUGAUACUUCAUUUGAUGAACCAUUUCGAAUGCGAAGUUCAGAAGCAUCAACACGACGAGAGUUAUAUAAUCUUGGCAUAAUAGAUAUUUUAACAAAUUAUGGUAUGAAAAAAAAGAGUGCACAUGUAGCAAAAACAAAAUUAUCUGGUUCUGAUGCUGAUGGUAUAUCAACUGUUCGACCAGAAAUAUAUGCUCGACGUUUUCUAGAAUUUAUUGAUAAACAUUUCAUCUAA